AUGCCUGGAGACAGAGAUGACGAGAUUUGUCAAAAGGCACUUGAACUCCUGUCAGAUCUUUGUUCGAAGGGGGAAGUGCAGAACGAACACUGCCUGGAUUUUAUCUACUAUUUCCGAGACCUCGCCAGGCCACGCUAUACGGAUUCAGAUAUAUCGGUGAGUCUGUUGUCACUGGUGGUGACCGCCUGUGGCUUGGCCCUGUUUGGGGUCUCCCUGUUUGUCUCCUGGAAACUCUGCUGGAUACCAUGGAGGGAGCGUGGGCUCUCCCCCACCACCAAGGAGGCCCAUGGGCACCUCAACCCCACCAUGAACCCUCUGCCAUCCCAGCCUGCACCCAGGCAGCCAGUUUACACAGCAGUGGACCCCCCGACACACAACCGCCGUGAGUCGUCACACUGCUCCAUCACUAGAGAGCCCACACCUAUGGCAUCUGUGGUGUCAGUGGAGGCUCCAGUGACCCCCUUAUCACCACCACCUGUGGUCAUGGCCACACCAGAGGCAGCUAUGAAGAUCAGUCACACAUCUCCAGACAUCCCUCUGGACGCCCAGAGUAAAAGCCGGGAAAAUGGGGUUCACACCAACCCUCGUAUGCAGAGACAGACCACUGAACCACCGCCCUCCGGUCACUUGAUGUCUGAAAUUGGACAAGGGUCCAUUCGCCGACAUAUGAACCUGUCUAACCCAGACUUCAACGUGGCGCAGUUCCAGAGGCAGGACUCCCUCACUGGAAUGGGGCUGGGCCUGGGUCGCCUCAAACCUGAGCUCUACAAACAGCGCUCCCUUGAGGGAGAUGAAGGCAGUCGCAGAGGUGGAGGCUGUGGGCGCCUCCAUUUUAUCCUCAAAUUUGACUGUGAUCUGGAACAGUUAAUAGUUAAGAUCCACAAAGCGGAGGACCUCCCAGCCAAGGACUUCUCUGGUACCUCUGACCCUUAUGUGAAGAUCUACCUGCUCCCUGAUCGUAAGACCAAGCACCAGACCAAGGUGCACCGCAAGACCCUGAAUCCUGUGUUUGAUGAGGUCUUCCUGUUUCCCGUGGCAUACUCUGAGCUUCCCACGCGUAAGCUGCACUUCAGCGUCUAUGACUUCGACCGGUUUUCACGGCAUGACAUUAUUGGUCAGGUGGUCGUGGACAACUUCCUGGAUCUGGCAGAUUUCCCCAGGGAGACGAAACUCUGCCGGGAAAUCCAGUACGUCUCCUCGGAUAAUGUGGACCUUGGGGAUCUGAUGUUUUCACUCUGUUACUUGCCUACAGCGGGCAGAUUGACCAUUACCAUGAUAAAGGCUCGCAAUCUCAAGGCCAUGGAUAUCACUGGUGCAUCUGAUCCUUACGUGAAGGUUUCACUAAUGUGUGACGGUCGCAGACUGAAAAAGAGGAAGACAUCGACAAAGAGGAACACUCUGAAUCCGGUCUACAAUGAGGCCAUUGUCUUUGAUGUCCCUCCAGAAAAUAUAGAGCAGAUCAGCCUUUUGAUUGCAGUGAUGGACUAUGACCGUGUAGGCCAUAAUGAGGUCAUCGGAGUGUGCCGAGUUGGCAACGAUGCAGACAACCUCGGUCGAGGCCACUGGAGUGAAAUGCUCACAUAUCCCCGAAAACCUGUCGCCCACUGGCAUCCUCUCGUUGAGUACCAGGGAACCACAGGCAGUAGCCAGGGAGGAUCCUGUAAUUCUCUGAAGACACCUCCUUCUCCGUAGCCUUGAGCAACACUAAAGCAACACGCAUAAAAGCACCAAUCAACCUGAAGCCUUGGCUCUACCUUUGGACAGUGGUGCUGCUGAGUGCCGCACACACACGGUUCUAAAUGAAGGAGGCAGACACAGAAUAACUACUGUGGAAAAGAGAGACACAAACUGUCUUGAGCUCUGCUCAG
Plectropomus leopardus (leopard coralgrouper) is the source of this 1868-nucleotide messenger RNA. RefSeq names its product synaptotagmin IXa (gene syt9a). Gene Ontology annotation, molecular function: phosphatidylserine binding; clathrin binding; calcium ion binding. Gene Ontology annotation, cellular component: plasma membrane; exocytic vesicle; dense core granule. Lineage: Eukaryota; Metazoa; Chordata; Actinopteri; Perciformes; Serranidae. The record is from RefSeq and is a predicted model, not a curated record. Gene Ontology annotation, biological process: calcium-ion regulated exocytosis.